Ostrea edulis (European flat oyster) is the source of this 856-nucleotide messenger RNA. Its product is annotated as ganglioside GM2 activator-like. Gene Ontology annotation, biological process: lipid transport; ganglioside catabolic process. Bases 103 to 747 code for a protein of 214 amino acids. The record is from RefSeq and is a predicted model, not a curated record. Gene Ontology annotation, cellular component: cytoplasmic side of plasma membrane. The transcript has 4 exons. Gene Ontology annotation, molecular function: enzyme activator activity; lipid carrier activity. Lineage: Eukaryota; Metazoa; Mollusca; Bivalvia; Ostreida; Ostreidae.
GGCAUUGUUUACCGAAUAUUUCUGUCGCAUGGUUACAAUAUCUCGUUCCCUUUCAAAUGUGCGCCAGAGGUGAUUUGCAGUUAAACGGUGGAAGAAGGCACGAUGGCUGCGGUGUUCAUCUGUAUAUUGGUGGGCCUUUCUUUGGCUUCUGGAGAAAUUACACAGCUGCAGAUGACCAACUGUGGUUCGAGUAGUGACAUCCAAAUUCGACAGGUGUCCGUAACCCCUAUGCCGAUCCAAGUCCCGGGAGAUAUCCACCUUUCAGUUGAUGGCAGUCUGACAAAUUCCAUAGGAAGCUCUAAAAUGACCCUCUCCAUACACAGAAAAACAUUUUUAGGCCUGGAAGUUCCAAUUCCUUGUCUUCUGCAUGUGGGUUCCUGUACAUACAACGAUCUCUGCACAAUGGUUGACCAAAUGAUAACGGAGAACUGGGCAGGGAUAAUGGGGGGUAUAGGCCAACAAGUCAACACUAUGCUGAGUAGCGUGGGAGUUAAUGCCAGCCAAUGUCCACAGACUCCUAAAGAACUUCACAUCACCGACUACACCAUCACAAUCCCCACGAUUCCAUCCAUUCUCAGUUGGUUUGCAGCGGGCGAUUACCAUGUCAAUGUUAAAGUGAACGAGAAUUCUACUGGUAGACUGUUGCUGUGCCUGGACCUCCAGCUCUCAGUAACAGAGCACAAAGACCCAGGCAGUUCAGGCUGGCUGUUAGGUAGACGGAAGAGAAGAUCUCAGCACCGAAAAUAAUCAAGCCAAGAUAAAAAGGAUCUAUGUUAUCAUUAAUAUUGGUUGGCAAUUUACUUGUUAUAUAGGAACUUGCAGUGAUUCUUGAAUAAAAAUUACUCUUUUGGUAUAA